GAGUCUCUGUUCAAGUCUCAUAUCACGACUCCGUCCUAUCUCUCCCAAUUUCCCAGAUCCCGCCAACACCAACGCCAUUUCAGUUUCAAUCUCAAUCUCACUAAGCUCUCGACUAUGAUUCGCUCUUGCAUAAUCUGAAGUCGACCCAACACAGAGAGAGGACUGAGGAAAUGAACGUCAGCCACGGGUCGGUCCACCCAGUCGAAGAUGUCCCCACCACAGACGCCGCCGCCGGUGGCCCAAACCCGCCCCGCGUCCGAAUGAAGGACCUUCCCGGCAUGCCCGGGACCCCCGCCGGCCUCGCCUUGCGCCUCUCCCAGUUCCUCUUCUCCGCCGCCGCUCUCGCCGUCAUGGCCUCCACCUCUGACUUCCCUUCCGUCACCGCCUUCUGCUACCUAGUUGCAGCCACCGGGUUGCACACUCUGUGGAGCUUCUCAUUGGCCGUUGCUGAUGUCUAUGCACUUCUAGUUGGGCGGUCGUUGCAGAGCCAUAAGGUUGUCUGCUUGUUCACUCUUGGCGAUGGGGUGACAUCCACACUUACAUUCGCAGCAGCUUGUGCUUCUGCGGGGAUCACAGUUCUUAUUGACAAUGAUCUUGAUAGUUGUGCCCAUAACCAUUGUGCACAAUUUGAAACAGCUACAGCCAUGGCUUUCAUAACCUGGUUCACUGCACUACCAUCUUUUCUAUUGAAUUUCUGGUCGCUGGCAUCCCGAUGAUAGCAACCUAGAACAGAAUGAUGGCUUCGGCCGUGUACCACCUGGAUUCAUUACUUGUGUUGUAUGAUUUCUCUUCACUGUCAUGUACUGGGGCGUGCUUAAUUCAAAUCUUGUUGUACUUUUGUGUAUAGCUGCUCCUUGAUAGAGUACAUGGAGUAUGGAUAUAAGCUGGUUAGAUAUUGCUCACCUAUAUAUGAGGUUGAUUUGUUUAAGUAGUUAGUCAUGGUCUGUGAUAAGCUUUGGUGCUAUGGAUGUAGAAAUGCACAAAUACAUGAAGUUUGAGGAGAUCUGCUCUUCCAUCUUCAGGUUAUUUUUCGUCUUGGCAUCUAUUUCAUGUACAUUGAUACA
Molecule: messenger RNA, 1064 nt
Organism: Argentina anserina (silverweed cinquefoil)
Lineage: Eukaryota; Viridiplantae; Streptophyta; Magnoliopsida; Rosales; Rosaceae
Product: CASP-like protein 5A2
Exons: 3
Coding region: 171-716 (181 amino acids)
Cellular component (GO): plasma membrane
Source: RefSeq, a predicted model, not a curated record